AUUCUGGAUCAGAUUAGGGCGAAACAACUCAGAUCACUGGAGAAGUUCUCAAAUGUCACAUUCGGGGCUAUUUGUCCGAUCUCAACCCUUGGCCGGGCCAGCGGAAAGAAGCGCAUCAUCGACAUUUCUGUUAACAUUCUGGGGCCCGAGGAUCUGAUCGAUGCGGUGGGAGAUGCACUUGCAGCCGCAUCUGCCUACCUCCAGCAUCCUUGUUUCCUCGAAUCCGGCGUCAGAUAUAUCAAUCCCCAUUACUUCUGCUUUGACGAAGAACUAGCUGACAUGAGAGCACAUGUUGGUCCGGCGAAAACGGAUCCCAAGUCUUCACAAGCCAGUGAAGAACUCAGCCGUCUUUUGGACUCUCUCGAUUGCGCAUCAACCCUUCCUACCAACGAAGGUCGUGAAAUCGAACAUGGGCUUAUCUUGACCCCGCUGAAGAGGGGUACUAAGGUGUGCAGUCACCAGAAAGAUGGCGUCAAAUUCAUAAUGAAGAGAGAAGAUUCCAGCUUUUGCCAUUCAGCCAUGUUGGAUAUCCGGGACAUGGCCAGGUUCUUCUCAAACUCCCCCGAGUCGUGUCUAGGUGGCAUCAUUGCUGAUGUCAUGGGACUUGGCAAAACAUUGACGAGCUUAGCGGCUAUUGCUUGUUCGAAACCAGCUGCUCUAGAUUUUGAGAUGAGCCUUAGCUCGACGUCUCCUAUGCCAACGAGGGCAACCUUGAUUGUUGCAACUUCACAUCGUACACAUCUGAAACCAGGAGCCUUGAAAACCGCAAUAUUCCAUGGUGACGAUCGUGCUAAGGCCACUGAAGAACUUUCCAACUAUGACAUUGUUUUGACAACCUACCCAACUCUUCUCGCCGAUUCAAAAGGCCGCCGAGUCCUCCAGGACAUUGCUUGGUUUAGAAUUGUGCUUGACGAAGCUCAUUAUGUCCGAAACCACUCAACGCAGAGGUUCAAGGCCAUCCACAGUCUUCAAGCAAGCCGAAGAUGGUGCUUAACGGGUACUCCAAUUCAGAAUUCCCUCGAUGACUUGCGCUCCCUCCUCAAGUUUCUUCGGUUUCAACCCUUUGAUGGCGCUUCCUUUUUCGAUAAACAUAUUGUUGAUCCGCUAAGGGAAGACCCUCACACCGGUUUUCGAAAUCUCAGGAUCCUCCUCAGAACCGUUUGCCUCCGCCGAGGGGAGGCCUACCUACAUCUUCCCCCUUACGAAACGACCGAGGUCAAAAUCGCGCUUACACCAAAAGAGAUGGAGCUCUACCGAGGAAUCCUCGCUGACUGUCAACAACAAUUCGAUGACAUUGUCAGCAAGAAGUCCAAGGCCAGCAAUUACACCAUCCUCUUCACCACCACCAUGAAGCUUCGCAGACUCUGCAACCAUGGCAGCAUUCACGUUUCCUCUCGAGACGAGGCCCUCUGCGAGUUCUGUUGUGGAGACUCCAAAGAAACAUCGACGUUCCUUGACGGCCUCGAGACGUGUCCUGAAUGCUCCCGGGCUCUGAAAACCUCAAACAGAAAGACACUUGCUCCAUCGAUGAGGCAGGAGUCGUCGCUCUCCCCGGCACCUUCAUUGUCUGCCACGGGUUCUCCGAGCCGGGUAUCUAGCCCUGCAACUCCUGGGCCAGGGGAUGGUUUAUUUGGUAACUCUGCCAAGCUCUCCACAGUGAUUCAAAAUGUUACAAGCUCGCUUCCUGGUUCCAAAAAGUACACAUACAGCAUAGUUUUCACGGCUUGGCGAUCGACCCUGGACCUUCUUGAGCGAAUGCUUACUGAGAAUGGAAUUCAAUGUCGCCGAAUCGACGGGCGAGUCAGCAUCUCUGAUCGCACAGAGCGACUCAAAGAUUUUCAAUUUGACCCUGAGAACAGCAUUCCUGUGCUGUUGUUGUCCAUUGAAACGGGGGCCGUUGGACUCACGCUGACGGCAGCUGACCGUGUCCAUAUCGUGGAACCACAGUGGAAUCCUUCGGUUGAGCAGCAAGCUAUCGGAAGAGCCCUCCGCAUCGGGCAGAAACGCAAGGUGACGAUUGUGAAAUACAUCGUACAAAACACAGUGGAGGAGGUAUGGCUCUAA
Fusarium vanettenii 77-13-4 is the source of this 2064-nucleotide messenger RNA. RefSeq lists its product as uncharacterized. The transcript is spliced from 7 exons. Lineage: Eukaryota; Fungi; Ascomycota; Sordariomycetes; Hypocreales; Nectriaceae. The annotation marks the transcript as partial. The record is from RefSeq and is a predicted model, not a curated record. Gene Ontology annotation, molecular function: ATP-dependent chromatin remodeler activity; ATP binding.